Messenger RNA from Periconia digitata, 1534 nucleotides. Lineage: Eukaryota; Fungi; Ascomycota; Dothideomycetes; Pleosporales; Periconiaceae. The record is from the annotation of a GenBank genome assembly.
CCCAUCGUACUCCAAAAGUAGAGCCAAACCACCAACAUCGAUCCAACUUGUCAAUAGUCUCGCCCAUUUCCACCACCGGCGUAGACGUAUGCACCUCGAGCAUUCGCAAUCUUGCUCCGGCUCGACUCGUGCCUGUCCACAGGCUGGCUCCCCGGAUACAAGGAGGGCGCGGUCGCGGAAUCGGUCGGUCAGCUUGGAAUCCCACCCACCCACUGACUACGAUAUGCACGCACGCACAGGCACAUCAGGUAGAGACGGAUGGGUGAGUAGGCAAUUCUCUCGGUGCGCGGUGGUUAGUCGACUUCCCAGGGUAGAUGGUGAGUGCAGCAGCGCAAUGCAGCCAAACGGGGCAGUGUGCAUGAAUACCCUGGCCCAUCUGGCGCCGUGGCCACUGCUCUCUCCAGGCCCUUCCCCGUCGUAUGAAUACCUGCCCGCUCCCACCUCCAUCCACCGUCGCAUAACUCCGCCUCGCUUCCGCACCAUGCCCAUCCAGCUGCUGCCAGCCUCGGCUGCCGCCUUUGCGCCCCGCUCCACCGUCAACGUCGUCCUGGCUGGAAAGCCCGAACCAUGGUUAACCCAAACCUUGAAACGCACAAACCGCGUGAAGCGCCCCCUCAACAGCGUCCAGCAGCACACGCGAUGCCUGACCGAAACCCUCUCCGGCCCCAAUGCCAUCUGGUCCCUGUGCUCCAUAAUGGUCCCCAAGGCCCCCGACUCUGAACUGCGCAAGGACGCCAACCCGCUCGUCGAGGCCAUCUUCAACUACCAAGUCAUCCACAUCGAAGCCUACGUGGUCCACGUCGACAUGGUCUCCCAGCAUGAGGUGGCCUUCAAGCUCACCACCGACACCAUCGACGCUCUCACAGAGUACCACAAGGACAUCUACUCGGUCGAUGUCGCCGCUACCACCUGGAACUGGCCCGAAAAGGAUGCCCAGCUGAAGAAGCUUCAGGACCAAUUCGUGCAGGCUGUCAACCGCUACGUGUUCCGCGCCGGUGCCCGUGCACUCGAAGGAAUGGAAGAGGAAGGUGCCGGAGAACUUCUCGAGGGCCGAGGUGAGGACGUCAAGAGUGCCAUCAUGGGACUGUUCCUCCCGCUCCUUCCUCCACCACCGAGAAUCGUCGACGUUGUUCACCCUGCCGCCCAGCUGCUCCCCAGCUCGCCUGGCAACUCCGGAUGGUGGUCACCAUCUGGACAUGUGCUGCAAUCGCAGCCCGCACCAGUCGAGUCUUGGAGGAGCAUUGCAUCCACCCCCAGCCCGACCAUUGCCACCUGCGGUGAGUCGCAGUCGUCCUUUUGGACCACAAUGGGCUUGGAGGCAGUACAACUUCCAUCGCCGACACCAUCCUUCAGCCAACCGUUCAUUACAACGAGUCAGUACUACAGUCCGCCCCAGCCAACCGCCCCCAUCCCCGCUCUUCCGCUACCCAGCAUGCUGGCCCAGCAGUGUGGGUCCAGCGCAAUGCACGGCGGAUACAACAGCGGGUUCGGAUGGGACACUGGAUUUGCAACGCAAUUCGCAGCCUUCACGUAA